AGUAAGCAUCGAGGAAAUGCGUCAUCGGCAGAUGACAAAACAACCACUAGUUGUUCGCACCAAAAUCCAUUUCCACCUUUCCCCAUUCGACAGGAACCCGCAGCAACCGGACGAACCGUCACCGUUUUCGCAUUCAUUGUCCAAUCCAGGGUCAUCCAACGACCGUUGCCCCGAGUUAUUCGGCCAUACCGAAACGCAAAAACAUGGCGGCCCGACCAUCAGCGCUUCGGAGGCGAAGCAAGGGAACGCGCCACGGCGAGCCGACAGUCCUUCUGCUAGCCGCGACCACGAUCCUGGCGGUUUCUUCGCCCCGGUCUUCUUUGCUUUCUCUCUGGGCCGCCGAAGCCUUUGCGCCGACCGGUCGGAGUGCGGGGCAACCGCACGGCCGGCGGUGGUUCCGGGAGCCGACCGCCGUGCGUGUUGCGAAAGGACUGCCUUCCUCGAAUUCCGAGAGCGAUGCCGAGAGCGAUGGCGAUGCCACCUUCGAUCCGCUCGGGGCUCCUUCCACCGGCAACCACAACAACAACAACAACAACAACAACAACAACAAAAACAACGAGGAGGAGCCAAGGAAGAAAAAGGUGGUCGUCAUCGGGGCCGGCUGGGGGGGGCUGUCGACGGCCCAGGCCCUGGGUGCCCAGGCGGAGGUGCCCCUGGACAUCACCGUGGUCGACGCCGCCCCCCGGGCCGGUGGUCUGGUCCGGGACGGCUUUGCGACCCAGAAGGGGAAGAAAGCCGCCGAGGCCGGCCAGCACGGAUUCUGGGACAACUACCACAACAUCUUCGCGCUCCUGGAAAGGGCCGACUGGGUGGACCCGGAGGAAAUCCUGACGGGGUACGCCGAGCAGGGCCAGUACUCGCCCUCCGGGCUGGAAGCCGUCUGGCCCGUGUACCGACAAAAGUCCCCGGCCCUCCCCACGGGCCUGGCCCAGGCUCUCUACACGAGGUUUCGGAAGCUCCCGCCCCUCGAUCGAGCCAGCGCGGCGCCCCUGGUCCUGGCCUUUUCCGAGUUUGACGAUUCCCCCGGGGCCUGGGAGAAAUACGAUUCGAUCUCCUUCCGGGACCUGUGCGUCAAGCUCGGGGUCUCCAAGCGCUGCUACCGCGAAGCCUUCGAGCCCAUGAUUCUGACGGGGCUCUUUGCCCCGGGAGCGGAGUGCUCGGCGGCCGCCGCCCUGGGCAUGGCCUAUUUCUUUGUGCUCAAGAGCCAGAACUCGUUCGACGUGAGGUGGUGCAAAGGCAACAUCGGAGAGCGAAUAUUUCAACCAUGGGUCGAGAACAUGGAGCAAGACCAGAAGGGAAGGCAAGCCGUGAGCUUUCGAAUGUCGACGAGGGUGACCGGCUUUGAAACGGACGGCGAUGCCCCCUCCAUCCGCCGGGUCCUUUGCGAAACGACCACCGCGCAAGGCGAAUCCGAGCAAGCCGUUCUGGAAGCGGACGAGGUUGUCUUUGCGGUGGGGGGUGCCGCCCUGAGCCGCUUUGUGCAGUACAGCCCGGUCCUUGCCAGGCACGCCGAGUUUCGCCGCUUUGCCAACCUGCGCGGCACGGGGGUCCUGGCCACCCGGAUCUACCUGGACCGUUUCGUGGACACUCCUUACUCCGCGAAUGCCUGCUGGGGAUUCGACGAGGGCGUCGGGAUGACCUUCUUCGACAUCACCAAGCUUCACGGCGUCGGGAAGACAAGGGACAACGAGGGAAGCAUUCUCGAGGUCGAUUAUUACCACGCUGCGUCGCUGCUGGUGAUGGACAACGAGGCGAUCGUGGAAAAGGUCAAGUCCGACCUGGACACGAUACUUGGAAAGGAUUGCAAGGCCGCGAGCGUCGUCGAUGCAGCGGUAGUCAAGCUUCCGCAGGCCGUCAACUGGUAUUCCCCGGGUUCCUACGCCAACAUGCCGGACGUGAAAUCCAGCGAUGUCCCCAACGUUUAUUUUGCGGGAGACCUGGUCAAGACCCGGCACGGGAGCUGGAGCCAGGAAAAGGCCUACGUUACCGGAAUCGAGGCGGCGAACGCCAUUUUGCAGCGGAGACCCACCCACGGAAUCCUGCCGCUCGAUCCCGAUGAAUUUCACGUUGCCUUGGGCCGCAAGGCGGUCUCGGCUGUCCAGCGCCUCGUCGGGAAGGGGGACCCGUCGAGGGCACCCUCGUUGGUCGACUUUUUGUGGUGAGCGUAGAACCGUGGAACCAAGACGAAGAAAUAUCGAGGUUGCUGUGUUUUCAAAAGUCCUGUAUCAUUCCAUCUACCGUCAAAAUGUAGUCGCGAAGUAUGUAAAUGAUCAUUCCUUGUGAAGGCGAUGGUUUGCGAAUCUAUAUACAAUCUAUAAAUCAAUUUGAUGACG
Messenger RNA from Pseudo-nitzschia multistriata, 2333 nucleotides. The record is from the annotation of a GenBank genome assembly. Lineage: Eukaryota; Bacillariophyta; Bacillariophyceae; Bacillariales; Bacillariaceae.